UUCUGAAGGCUUCACCGGAGCGCUUCCUGUGUCGUGGUCGGUGCCGUGCUGCGUCUUGACGCAGCGGGUGGCAGCUGGUGCGUCAGGAGGAGACAGAGAUGCCAUAACAGCAGCAUCACCGACCGUCAGGCUCACCGGGAGGGAUUUUACUUAGUCCCCGUUCUGAUCCGCUUCCUGUCCCGGUACCGACUCCGCUCCGCUCCGGGACUCCUCUCAUGCUUUGUCCGCCUCGCAGCGCGUCAGUCCGGGUUUUAAUCGGCGGAGAGAAGCGGCGGAGCGGCGGCAGCAUCUGGAGCGGAGGAUGCUCUGGGGUUUCCCAGCAGGCCUGUGAAGAUGAGCGUGACAUCGUGGUUCCUGGUGAGCAGCUCGGGCACUCGACACCGUCUCCCCAAAGAGAUGAUCUUUGUGGGCCGAGAGGACUGUGAGCUCAUGCUGCAGUCUCGCAGUGUCGACAAACAACACGCCGUCAUCAACUACAACCCGACAACUGACGAACACCUGGUGAAAGACCUGGGCAGCCUGAACGGGACGUUUGUGAACGACCUGAGGAUUCCUGAUCAGACCUACAUCACCCUCAAACUGUCCGACAUCAUUCGCUUCGGAUACGAUUCGCACAUCUACGUUCUGGAGAAAAGUCAACACAAAGUCCCAGAGGAGGCUCUGAAGCAUGAGAAGUACAGCAGUCAGCUGCAGAUGAGCCUGAAGGCUUCCGAGGGGAAGAAGACGGAGCCGGAAGAUCGAACGAGGGCCGAUAAAACACCGAGUACCAAGAGUCUGACGCAGGUUACAGAGGCUCCGGUGUGUCGGCCCACUCCUCUGUACGGUCAGCCGUCCUGGUGGGGCGAGGAGGAUUACGGGAGUAAAGUUCAGACCAGCGAUGAACCUCAUGCAGAAGUCCAGAAAGACGCUUCGUCUCUGGAUCCGGACUUUUCUGGAUCUCUGUCAGACUCUCAACAAAAGACCAUCUUCCCUUCGUACCACCGUGAACCGAGCUACUUCGAGAUCCCCACCAAGGACUUCCAUCACCCCAAAACCUCGGGGGCGGAGCUUCACGAGAUCCCCACCAAGGACACGGACAUGCCUCCAGCCCCGCCCUCCCCUCCCACCCCGACCCCGCCCGUUGUUCAGAGUCACGCCUCCUUCACCAUCGAGUUUGACGACUGCAUGCCCGGUAAGAUCAAGAUCAAAGACCACGUCACCAAGUUCUCCACCCGCCAGAGGAAGCAGCAGGCUUCCAAAACCCCCAUCACAACAGCCACGCCCGCUGAGGUGAUGUCAGCAGAGAGCAAGGUGGCUGAUUGGCUGGUCCACAGUGAUGUCACCAUGAUGAGAAGACGUCCAAUGUGUGAAGAUGUUUACAGCACAAAGAGUGACCUCGCCAUGAACAUCAAGACCCUCAAAGGUCACCAUCAUGAGGAUGGAACCCAGAGUGACUCAGAAGACCCGGUUCUCAAAGGAAGGAGGAGUAAAUCCCACCACUCUGUCCAGUCUCACGACUCCAUCCAGUCACAGCAGUCUGAGGUGUUGCAGCAGACGGUUCAAUCAGGUCAGUCUAUCCACCGCCAGCCGCCUGCUCCAACACAGAAGCUCCACCAGCCACUGCAGUACUCUCCACCUGCAUUGGCCCCAGCCUCACCUGUGGCCCCCGAGCGGCCCCUGUCCCAGAGUCCUCCUCAGGCUCAGUCCCCCACCACAGAAACACCCAAGCAGGGCCCCCCAGAGCACCUCACCCAGCAGGCCUUCAUCAUUGAGUUCUUCGACGACCACCCACGCAAAAAGCGCUCACAGUCUUUCACGCACAAUCCCGCUCAAGCUGACUCGUACUCUGCCCUGAAGGCCAAGCUGGAGCGGCGGAAAGGCGGCGAGAGGCCAGCAUCUGUACACGGCCACAUCCCUCCCACCCAGCAGGUGACUGUUCCUCUGAAGGGUCAGGGCCACAGUGGCCCCCAGAGGUCAAGCUCUCUGAAGAGGGAGAAGACGGAGGGGGAGGUUGCCUCCUCUGGUUCCUCCUCUCGCUCCUCCUCAAGUAUCAUCAUCAGACCCUUCGGGAGUGUCGGGAAGAAGUCCAAGCUCGCCCAGGAGUUUGCUGCUGAAUUCCUGAAGGAUUCUGGUCAGCAGGAUUCCUCCCCAACAAGGGACAAGAUGUCCCCUCCCCCGAUGUCUGCACCGCCGGUGAUGGUGUCACCUCCUCAUGCAAGAAUUCCCUCCCCCCAAGAACCUCCAGCACCUUCCUCAGUGUCCUACCCCACCUCCCCCUUACAGCCUCCAGCAGUCUCAAAAUCCUCAAUCCCCACCAACACUGCUGGCCUGACUGCCUCUCCGGUCCACUCCUCUGGGCCUCCCAUGUCCCCCAUGCUGCCCCUGAGCAUCCGUGCAGGAGACCCGAAAUGUUCCCAUAGGAUGAUGAGGAACGAGGAGGACGACAGCCUGAGUGAUGCCGGGACCUACACCAUCGAGACGGAGUCGCAGGACAAAGAGGUGGAGGAGGCUCGCAACAUGAUCGAUCAGGUGUUUGGUGUCCUCGACUCUCCAGAGUACAGUGGUGUGAACACAGGAGUGUAUAGACCUGUAAUAAAUGAUGGCAAGGAUGAGCAAGCUAACCUGCCUAGCGAUGGUAGCACUGUGGACCCGUUGCAUGGCUUUAUCCCAGCUGCUAUCAGCAGCCCCCCAACAGGCCCCAUACAGGUUCCACCUGCUCAUGCAGCAGGUCUGGAAGGACCCAAAUGGGUUUCCCGUUGGGCCAGUCUGGCAGACAGCUAUGCUGAACCUGGUUCCACUCCACCUCAAGGAGAAUGUCUGGAAGAUUUGCGCCUCAUGGGCCGGUCGAUGGGAAAUUACAGUUACGAGAACUCUGAGUCGGAGUCCAGCCACAGCUCCAGGACAAGAAGGCUGCUGCCCCAGGUGCCUCCAGAAAAGCUGGAUAGUGUUCCCCCAAGUAUCCUGAUUCGCCAUGAACCUUACCAAGGCCAGGAACUUCUAGACAGAGACUCCGGUCCUCCCCGCCAACAGGACUCCACACAGUGCCUUUCUGUUCAGGAUGAUGUGGACCCAGACAGUCUGAGUGACGCCAGUCGCUCAGAUGACGGACCUGUUCUGGACAAAACAAAGAAGAAUCAGGCCAGGACUGGAUCUCUGUCUCCAGGGGGCGCUGGUCCUAAGUUCAAGGGUUCAGAGAAAGUAUCUCCCUCCACCAAAUCCACCUCCUUCUAUAUUGGUUCCGAAGACAGUCCAAGCAAACCUGACCAGGCCCAGAGCCCGGUACAAUCUGAGAGGACACGCGACCCCCCAGCAAAAACUCCGCCUACCACCGUCCUGAUCCGACACCUGAGCGGACAUGAACCCAAGAGGACAGGUGUCAAACCCAACAGCUCUGCUCCAAACCUCCAAACACAGGACAAGGAUUCAGUCCCCACUAAAGACAUCUGCAUAUCAUCCAUUGUCCGGCAGGAGAGCUUCACCAAGGAACGGCCCAGCAACACCGUCCAGAUGAAGAAGCUUCCCCAUAUCUCCAGCCAUCCGUCCAUCAGAGAUAUGGAGCAGAGGAGGGAGAACAUCCAGGACACACAGUCCUUCCUUCAGGAGACUGAGGGAACUCUGUCCUCUCUGGACACCAAGUUCCCCUCAUCUGGCUCCGGUCAUAGUUCAAAGAAAGGAGGCUCCUCCACCCACAUGGACGACUCCCUUUCUGGUGAGUCGGACGUGGACACAGCGAGCACCGUGAGCCAGGUGAGUAGCAAAAAUGCUCCAGUCAGCUCUGCUUCAAAAAAGCGUCCCGCCAUCAGCAGCCUCCAAAAGGAGAAGUCCUCUUCCAGCCCAUCCAUCCAAGACAAGGGACGGCAACUCACUGCCCGUGAACGGCUUUCUGAGAAACGACGAAACCAGGUGACAACAGAUGCAUCAAGCAAGGCAGAGGCAGCAAAGCGCUUCCAGAUGCGACGUAGUGCAGGCAACCGCGGAUCUCUGGAUCUAUCAGAGGGACAGCAGGGUUCUGGUCCACACUGGACCGAAACAACAUCAUCUGACCAUGAAAUUUCCCGUCCAUCCAGCCGUAGCAAGAAACUCAUCACCCCUCUUCAGAAAGAAGACAAUGGAAAGACGCCCAAAACAGCAAGUCAGCAGGUUCUGACACGUUCCAACAGCCUGUCAGCACCACGGCCAACCCGGGCAUCCAUGCUUCGUCGAGCACGCCUGGGUGAGGCCUCAGAUAAUGAAGGUGCUGAGACUGACCGAGGCUCCCAGAAUUCUGACCAUAUCACUGCACCGGCCAAAGUGUCUGCAGAGGGUAAGAAGCUGUCCAGGCUGGACAUCUUAGCGAUGCCCAGGAAGAGGACCGGCUCCUUCACAGCUCCCAGCGACAACGAGACGCCCUCCACAGGCCGGUCCGGUUUCUCUAAUCGGAACUCUGAGUCUGUUGUCACUACCAGGAAGACAUCUGUGGGCGACGCCCGCCAGGCAGCUAGCAAAGGGGGUGGAGCGCUGGGUAAGCAACCACUGACUCGUACCCGGUCCAGCGGAGCCAAGUACCCCAGCACUGGUUCCCGUCGCAGACAGAAGGGCUCAGACUUCUCCUCAUCUUCUGAGGAAGAAUACGAGAUUAAUGCCGUGACUCCCAAACCCAAACGCUCCUCCCAUCCCACCACAUCCGCCCAGACACCACGCCACCGGACAGCUGCCACCCGAUCCAAGUCUGUCUCCCUGGAGACGGAGGAGGACGAGGACCAGAACGAGGUCGACCCCUACCAGAACUGGUCCACGCACAGCGCUGAGAUCGCCAAGCUCAGUCAGGACCUGGCCAAAGAUCUGGCCAUCCUGGCGAAGGAAAUCCACGACGUUGCCGGGGACGGAGACUCGCCAAGCUCCGGCAUGGGCACCACCACCUCACCCAGUUCGCUGCCCAACACACCGGCCUCCACCAUCUCUGCCAGGGAGGAGAAGCCAUCUUAUCCAUACUUACGUGGCGUUCGACCAUCUCAGCUGGUCCAACAUAUCCCUGAGGCCAGUUUAAACUACCAGAAGGUUCCUCCAGGUUCUGCUGCCGUCUCGGACCUGGAUGCAAACAUGAAUGAGCCAGAGCCCGGUUCUAAGCAACGCCGUCCGUGGAACCGCGAAGAGGUGAUUCUGGACAACCUGAUGCUGAAUCCAGUAUCUCAGCUGUCUCAGGCCAUCCGGGAGAACACAGAGCAGCUGGCCGAAAAAAUGAAGGUUCUGUUUCACAACAAGGCUGGGGUCUGGGAGGAGAUCGAGGCGAAGAUCAACGCCGAGAAUGAAGUCCCCAUCCUGAAAACCUCCAACAAGGAAAUUACCUCCAUUUUGAAAGAGCUGAGAAGAGUCCAGAGGCAGCUUGAAGUUAUAAACACCAUCGUGGAGCCCGGUGGGAGUCUGCAGACUGCAGCCGUCGGGACGCCGUCUCUCAGUCAGACUCGACCAUCCUCAAGAGAGAAGAAACCCGCCUCCAAACCCAGAGGCGCCCCCCCGACCUCCAACGCCAAUGAAAGCACCAAAAGACCACCUCGUGGACCUGACGGGGCCCACUACAUGGCCUGAACAGGCCACCGUAGCACCUCUGGAUAGUAACUGUGUUUCCACACCGCUUGCAGCCACAUCGCCCUGCCUCUGUCCAACGAUCAGUCUGACCCUGAUGAUUACCGGUUGUAGCGCCCAGAGAGCCUCCUCUUCUUUUGCAUUCUAGAUGAGCUCACAGAGAUCAACUUUUACUGUGUAGUUGGCAGUUUGAAUAGGGCAAGAAAACCAUUAUGUGAUGUUUUCCAGAGAAAAGGUGGCAGUCGUAGGUUUAUCAGCAGGUCUUGUAAAGACGAACUUCUGGUCUACCUCUAACUCGUCAGCGGUCAUCCAUCAUGGCUGUGGGGUUGUUGCUGUGGUAUUUGCGAUGCUUCUGCAAAAGCUCUAUAAGCCGUGUCCUCUUUUAGGGGGCCGCCUCUUUCAAAGUCUUCAUUUUGAGUGUGAAUUUGUCUCAACGAUUCAACAAAGUCUGUUUCGAAUCCAAAGAGUCCUCAGUGUCCCACAAUUCAUUGCACGCCAGUCACAUUUAUGCCGUGUCCCAAUUCCACACUACAUACCAAUAGUAUAUAUGUACAUUAAUGUCAUAGCACAUGGUUUUAGCAAUUAGUAGACAAGAAAUCAAUGUGCUUUACCAUUUUGUACUAACAGAAAAUCAUGUACUACCAGCACCAAUGGAUGUUAAACAAACUAGGACUCUUCAUAAAAUCUAAGUGACAGUGUAAUGCUACUGCAUAUUAGGGCUGGUAAUCGUUCAGAAUGUUUCAAAAAGUUUCAGUGCCAAAAACAAACUGAUGCCUUUUUAUAUUACUUUGAGAAAUAUAAACCUGUUUUUCCACAAAAAAACUUUUUUGUUGAACAAAAGAAGCCAAAGUUGUCGAAUGUAAAAUGUUGUUUAAACACAACCAGCUGCACGAGAACUUUGUCUAAAUUAAAAUCAGGAACAAUCUGAUCAAAGAAACAAGUUUUUGAUAUCCACUGCUGCAGAUACAGUAGGGAUGGUACCAAAAACAAAAUACUGCUGAUUAAAUUUCACAAAAAGAAAGCGAAAUGUUUUGUUUUAGUUUUACAAGAUCUUUCUGGAGCUGUCUCCCCAUCAUUCAUGGUUUGUUUAAAUGCUUCGCAGCCGUGAGUGCCUGGUCAGACCAGAAAGUACAACAAUAACAUUUAUUUGUGGGUCUUUGCAAAAAAGUUGGACCUAGAAGCUUGGUGACAUAGUGACUGUUUGUGUUGUCAGUUGGCAGCCUAACCAUUAACUUGCCAACUAGCUAGGAACAUGCUAGCGUUAGCCAACAAACUGGACAAAAAGGUCUAUCCAAGUGGCUUAUGAGCCACUUAUCCGAGUCUGUCCUGCUUGGCUGCAGACUAAGCAAAAAAGCCCAUAUGCUCUUCCUCCUUGCCAUGUGUUCCUGCUCGUCCUGAGGGGUCCCAAGGUGUUCCCAGGGCUCUGGAAACCCUCAGGUGAGGGGCCAGACUAGGGGCAGUUCAAAGAACGGAUUGAAGUAACCUUGCCCAGACUAGAGUUACCCGGGCCCCUUCCAGGAACCAGUCCUGGGAGGGGAGCUCGCUGGCAAGUGUCUGGUGGCCAGGUCAACCCAAAGAAGCAACAUGGAACCACCAACACCCGCAAGGGCCGGAAUAGAGAUCAGGUGUGCUGCAAAUCAUGGUGCAGACCUUGGCGUGCUGGACCUUUGCUGCAGAAACUAGUUCUGGGGACAAAAGUUAACUCAGUUACCUUUUAAGUUAAGAGACGUAUUUGUACCAUCAACCAAGGAGUCUAUACUGCAGCAGAGCAGGGUUACAUAAAACUGGAUGGUGCCACAUAGCUGAUAUGAUAACUUGUUCCUUCUUGGACUCUUUGUUUUGGGACAAUAAUGUACAUCAGCAGCACAGUGUGUAGUUAGGAAUUGGGACACCGCUGUGGUUUUGAUCUCUGAGAUUGGCAGUAACUUUGUGGUGAAUCUUCAGUAAAAUGUCUCAUUUGGGAAGCAGGAAAAAAAGUACUUUUGUACUUUUAUACAACACAUCCUUCUAAAGAGUUGGCCCCUAAAAGGGACACAGAGAUUAGCUGCAGCUAUUGGCCGGACUCAUACCGGUCAUAACAUUCAGUUAGUUGUUGUUUACUGUUUGAUUUCCCUCGAAGAAAUGCAGCAGCAGCAGCUGAGGUGUUUCUGUCCGAGGAAAGCUGCUGGUGGUGUGGAUGCACUGAAACUGUCCGAAAAAAAAUCUCUCAUUUUUAUCCAGUGAUUCAGUCAGUAAGAACAAAUGCAUUUUGAGUGAAACAAUAUAACUAUGUAGAACUGCUUCUACAUCGCACAAGCUAAACAAAAUUUAGUCAAAGCUACAAAAGAAGCAUCUGCUCGCACCACAGUAGUACGUGGAUGAUGUGCAAACGUAUAUUGAUAAACUUUGUGCUUUGAUAAUCUGUUGUUGCGUUGCAUUUGAACAGAUGAUAGAUUGUGUUUUUUGCGAAGGUCGUCCCAGUUUUUCUGUCUGUAUUUAUGAAGAGAAAGUCGUAGCUAUCUGCCCAUCAGAAGGUCCUGCGCUGCUUCGACGCUUCGGCCUGACAGACAGGAAACAGCCGUCUGAACUUGUCUGUAAAAGUAAAAAAAGAUGUAAUUUUAUAUUUUAUUGAAUGUUCUUUUUCCAUCUCGCUGUGAUUGUGCGAUAACUGUGAAACUGCUUCAGGUUCCUGUAGCUGAAUGUUGUGAGUGCUGAAUGUCAGAGAGUUUCCUGUGAAAUGUCUGAAACGUCCUGCUGGUCCUUAAACACGUCGCUUCUCUGAAUCACAAUGAAUGAAACCCCAGAAACACGACAGUCUGCUCUCUGAUCGAUUAAACAAUGAAAUUAGUCAGUUUAGUUUGACAUGUUGUGUUGCACUUUAGUGAAAACCUGCUUCUGGUUAAUUCUGCCCCAAACCUGAUUAGUCAGGACUGACUAACUCAAAAACACGAAGUGCACAGCUUUGUGUUUUAUUUGCAGAAGCUUUAGAGGCAGAAAUGUUGCCAAUGAGUUGAUGCCAUCAGAAAACUUGCUGGGCAAACAGAUGUUUGCAUUCACUAAAGAAAAGGAAACUGUAGACGUUCUCUCGUAAUUAUUAUUUAGCAUCUUAUAUUUACCAGAGAAAGACCUCGUAGUUACGAGAUGGUUUUCUCAUGAGCUGAGGAUCCUGUAACUAUGAGAUGCCAGGUCAUGAUUAUUAUGAGAACACACGUAACGCCUGUGAAGCAGCACGAUGAAACAAAGCUGCAGCGUCUACAGGUCAGUCUGUUGGAAACAACAACCGUUCUUUGUCCAGAGACACAACGAUGAAGUACGUGUCAUCAUCAAGUGACUUACUGAGGCGGUUUGAACACAGGAUCAUUCAUCGUGGACUGAUGUAACUCUCUUUGCUCUGGCAUCACUUACAAUUGGUCCAAAAGGCAGCAGUAUAACUAUUAAAUGAGCCUUACUGAACUUCCUCUGGACUUUAGAACUUACUAAGAUUUCACAUGUCGACCGUCUCCGUCCCCUGACUUAUAUCAAAGGGUGAAGAUGAAUUUCCUGUUAGAGCCACUAAAAGGUUGGAACAUGCUUUAUAUAAUGUUACCUAAAUUUGAGAAAACACUAGUGGUCAACUUACUGUGUUUUUCCAGAGCUUUCAGCCACAUCUCACAGUCUUCACAGGCCAUUCACAUCCGAGGCCAGAGAGUCUCCCCUGAUAUACUAGCACCUGUUAUCACAUGAGGUCCAUACUCGCUGUAGGUCAUAAUGUGACACCUGAACCAGCUCCAUGACAAUGAAGCGAUGUGGCUGCAAGCGCUGGAAAAAGCCCAGAAACGGACCUUGAGUUAAGAUUAUUUAGUUUCCAAUGUCGAAAAAGCUCGUUAGCUAGAUUAUUUUUGACCUUCACAUUUCUUGUAAAAGCUUCCUCUAUAAACAUGCUUAUUUUAAAUUCACUUUCCAUCUCAGUUUUAGAAAAGUGCUAUAUGAAUAAAGUAUUUACAUUUUUCCCUUGAGGGGACGCCACCUGCUCAGCAAAGGGUGGAAGAAUAAGGUAAAUACCUGUGUAGUGUGUGUGUUUGUGUGUCGAGCUGGACUUUGUGUUUUACGUCCUUCGUGUGUUCAAGCAGCUGUGGCCUCGGUGUGGAGAGAGCUGCACAGCUGUAAGUAGGCUUCAGAUGGAUAUCAGCUUCAUCUCUGUGUCCAGGAUGUGUUAGCCUAGCUUAGCACAAAGACUGGAAGCAGGGGGAAACUGUUAGCCUAGCUCCAUCAAAAGAGAAAAAAUCCACCUUUUGUCUGUCUGAAACGUGACUGUGGACAGACAGUACAACAGUGCUGUAUGUGAAGUGUUUGGCUGGAGAAACAGGAUAUUUUAGGCUUUUAUUUUGUAAAGUGCAUGUUUCCUGUAGCUUGAGGCAGGUGAGAGUUUGACGCUAGUUCACCAAAUGUGCACUUUUUCAUUUGAACACCUUGUGAAAACAGGUGAAGCUGAGAUUCUUUUGGGCUUUAUUUUGACGCUCAUGGUGUUUUCGUGCUCUGCAGCCAUUGAGAAUGUAUCGAUACAUCACCUGCCCACAACACAAACCUGAUUGGCCGUUGCUGUGAUGAUGUAACUGCUGCUGCUACAGGUGAUUUUUCUGUUGUUACAGUGCAUGCAACGGUGAAGCAGACAAGCUGAAGAGACAGGCUGAAUAGACGAAGCAAACCAAACUUCAUAUUUACUCUGUUUCCUGUUUAAAAACCUGUUUUAUGCAUUUGAUCAUAUGAAGUCUGCAGUCGUGUUUCUAAUGGAGUAUAAUUUAUUCAAGUUCAAAUGAUUUACAGUGAUCUGGACUCUUGUGUUCAUCAUCAACAACGUUUCUUUGUAUCACCAUGUCAUUUGUAAUAAACUGAUUUCAUGCA
Messenger RNA from Siniperca chuatsi (mandarin fish), 10401 nucleotides. RefSeq names its product centrosomal protein 170Bb (gene cep170bb). Gene Ontology annotation, molecular function: protein binding. The coding region runs from base 334 to 5544 and encodes 1736 amino acids. NCBI's taxonomy places the organism in Eukaryota, Metazoa, Chordata, Actinopteri, Centrarchiformes, Sinipercidae. The transcript is spliced from 20 exons. The record is from RefSeq and is a predicted model, not a curated record.